Sinocyclocheilus anshuiensis is the source of this 1257-nucleotide messenger RNA. RefSeq lists its product as uncharacterized. Bases 1 to 1257 code for a protein of 418 amino acids. The transcript is spliced from 6 exons. The record is from RefSeq and is a predicted model, not a curated record. NCBI's taxonomy places the organism in Eukaryota, Metazoa, Chordata, Actinopteri, Cypriniformes, Cyprinidae.
AUGAUAUCACACGAUGAGAUUGUUGAGACGGAUGGAGUGAAGUCAGUGUCAGUGACAGAAGGGGAAUCUGUCAUUCUACAGAAUGAUGCUACUGAAUUACAGAAAGAUGAUCUGAUUGUAUGGAGGUUUGGAGAUAAAGGCGUCCUCCUAGCUAAAAUCGAUGUAGAAACUAAAGAGCUCUCAUUAAAUGAUGCUGAUGAACGAUUCAGAAACAGACUACAACUAGAUCAAAAUGGAUCUCUGACCAUCACAAACGCCAGACCCGAACACACUGGACUUUAUGAAGUACAGGUCAAAGGCCGCAAGAGCUCACAGCAGUUCCUUGUUUCUGUCAGUGCUGAUUUGGGUUGGUCAUCAACUGUCAUGGCUGGAAUAGUUGUUGCUGUUCUGCUGUUGGCUGGACUUUUAGCUGCUGUUGUGAUUUACUAUCGCCACUGGAUCUCUAAACUAGAAAAACAAGUGGCUGAAGAAGAGAAAGUGGAAGGAAUGGAAGGAAGAACUGUCGUUCUAAACACUGGUACUACACUACAGAACGGUGAUGAGAUAAAGUGGUGGUUUGGAGAUGACAAAAAUCCCAUAACACAAAACAGUGAAUGGAUCAGUACAGACGCCGAUAUAAGCUGUGAUGUUACUGACGAGAGAUUCAGAAACAAAGUGCAGCUGGGUGGUGGGACUGGAGAUCUCAUUAUUUGUUAUAUCAGGACCAUUCACUCUGGAGUCUACAAAGUACAGAUCAGCAGCAAAACCAGAAUCAAAAACAAGAGAUUCAUUGUUACUGUCAAUGUGGGGAACGUGUCAGUGAAGGUUGGACAAUCUGUCACUCUAAAGACCGAUAUUAAAAUACAGGAAGGAGAUCUGAUACUGUGGACCUUUGGAGUUAAAAACGGUCUCAUUGUUAAAGCCGAAUCAGGGAAAACUAGUAUUAGUGAGAGCUUCAGAGGCAGACUGCAGCUGAAUGAUCGAGAUGGAUCUCUGACCAUCACAAACAUCACCAAUGCAGACUUUGGACAUUUUCAACUACAGGUCCUCAACAGCGAACGGAACAGAUUCAGGAGAUUCAAUGUGAUCAAAGAAUGCCGCAAGCACACCACAGGUCAUGUGACAAGAACUAUCCAAUCAGGUUCACCCUUCCGUAACAACAUUGAAAAGAUGAAGGAACAGCUGAUCAUAGCUGGAAUAGCCAGAGCUGUACGAUUUGUCAAGUGCCUAAUAUUUCGACACCAACUGGAGAAACAAACAGUGAAUGGAGAUGCAUAA